CUCGAAGCUUUUUUGAGGGGUUGACCCUGACAUUUUCAUUCGCGAUAGCCAAAUAAAAAACACGCAGAACUUGUCCCAAUUUGCGAGAUUUAUCUCAAGUUUUCUCCUUGUUUUAGUGGUCUUCCUCCUAAUUUUGCAACAAUGUCCAGUGUGUACAGUGCUAUAAUCAAUACAGCUGAUAAAUUUGUGCCCCAGAAGCUCGUACCUCUCUGGAAUCAUGCAGCAGGACCAAAGACUGUUUUCUUCUGGGCACCAGUUUUCAAAUGGGGAUUGGUCAUUGCUGGUCUCAGUGACCUUGCCAGACCGGCUGAUCAGCUGUCAGUGGCUCAGUCGGCUUCCCUAUGUGCCACAGGAAUAAUCUGGUCACGCUAUUCUCUGGUGAUCAUCCCCAAGAACUGGGGACUCUUCUCAGUGAAUCUCUUCGUGGCUCUAUCUUCCUCAGUUCAGCUCACACGAGCCUACCUCUUCCAGCAGGAGCAAAAGAAGAAACUCGCCGAACUUCCAGCUCCCACCGAACAAGCCAAGUGACCCAAAGACCAUCCCGUCUAGCUCAAUUACUCUCCAUAUCGCAAUCUGUGUUAAGUCUGCGUAGCGGAAGUCUCAAAGAGGUAAAAAUUUCGAAAUGUUUAUUUUUCUAGACAUGUUAUAUUCACCGCAAGUGGAAGAUGAUUAAAAUUUUCUGUUGACUUUAA
Phlebotomus papatasi is the source of this 692-nucleotide messenger RNA. Its product is annotated as mitochondrial pyruvate carrier 2-like. Gene Ontology annotation, biological process: pyruvate import into mitochondria. Bases 142 to 528 code for a protein of 128 amino acids. The transcript is spliced from 3 exons. The record is from RefSeq and is a predicted model, not a curated record. Gene Ontology annotation, molecular function: pyruvate transmembrane transporter activity. Lineage: Eukaryota; Metazoa; Arthropoda; Insecta; Diptera; Psychodidae. Gene Ontology annotation, cellular component: mitochondrial inner membrane.